This is a messenger RNA of Lolium perenne, 2672 nucleotides long. NCBI's taxonomy places the organism in Eukaryota, Viridiplantae, Streptophyta, Magnoliopsida, Poales, Poaceae. The record is from RefSeq and is a predicted model, not a curated record.
GUUAGGUGCAAUCGUUGUAUUCAGUUUUAGAGCCAGCCGGGUAUACGUGAGAUACGUAUAAAGCAGGGGAGUAUCCAGCCGGAGGCGAGAUGCCGAGAUGGUGUCGUGCGAUGCAACAUGAAUGGCGAGACGAAGCUGUGGUACAAGAGCUGAAGACAACAUGCUGAAUAGGAAGUAGCUGGGCGAUCUGGUCAAGCUCGUGUUAGCCAUUUGCAUGUGCAUGUAGUGGCCUGAGUGAAUCGGUCAUAUGCAUGUAAUUAGCCUGUGGAGUGCAUGCGUGGGUUAUCUUGCUGGUGGCCUUGUGAAGAGGUCAAGUUAGUUAGUGGAUUAGUGGAGUAGUGGAGUAGUGGGUACGGUAGUGGACUAGUGGCGUGAGUUGCAUGGCAACGGUGCCAAACCUCUUGUAUAUAUACUGCAUUGAGUUAAUGAGAAAGGCAACGGUGGAAGAAACAAUGUAGCAUAUUUUGUCCUAGGGGAAGUGCCUCUCGGCAAAGCAAGUAGUGCUUCUCCUUAAGUGUGUGUGCGUGUGUUCUAGAGAAAGAAGCAGAUAGAUAGUUUGUGAGUGAGAGAGAAGUUGAGUGUUGAGAGAUGAGAGGUAGAAGAUGAAGAUAGGAGCUGCGAGAUGCAGCUCCAACACGCUACAGCGCUCGCCUCUGCCUCCGUUUCCCUGACGCGCGGUUUGCGCAACGUCGCUCCCUGGACAGAUCUCCUCCGCCAACGAAGGUCGACGUUCCAGGCGUUCUCGUCUCCGUCCGCUGCACCGAAGUCAGCUAACGUCGCCAUCACACCCUGCUGCUACCUCCGUUUGGAGCUGCUCGCCGGCGAGCGUAACGCCGCGUCCCUGCAUCUGCGAUGCCUUCGUGCAUGGCCAAGCCUCUCAGGCUUGGAAGCCAUCAAGUGCAGCACGUCUCCAUCUUUGAUACGAUCCAAUCAGCAGCGUAUAUGGUAUCUGUGCUUGUUUAAACAAACCUUGCUCCUCUUCGGUGAGAAAACCGGCACCAGCGUCGCCACAUCAGUCAGCAUCUCCCUGGCCCGCUUGUCAGCCCCUUGGGCUAGCUCUCUCGUCGCAUUUGUUCUUCCCGGAUAGGAUCGCGAAGUGGUGUUGUGAGAUACGACAAGUCCUCCGGAUGUUCCUCGGCAAGCUAUAACAGGCAAGCAUUUCCCCUAUGCCCCUGCAGAAGUCGCUCACCUAUUUUAUUUUGCCUUCUCCCUCAUGCUAUCCUUAAGUUGCGUUCUUGUCACGUGUCCCUUCCACUUGUUACCUCAAGCAGCCUAUAUUGCCUCCACCAACCUCCUACAGCUGUUGUUUGGUUAUCGGGUCUGCCUUGCGAGUCGUAGUGCAUGCUAGUGCUGUUUUAUCUCGUUACCGUUAUUGUUAUCUUAUCGGGUCAUAUGUUGGGAAGAAUCAUGGUUACUUUAGUUGUUGAUAAUUGUUUAGCGGAGGCAUCGGUGGGUCAGCUGCUCGUUUUGUGACGGCUCACUUGUGUUUCCUAAAUAUCUUAGGACCCCGAGUUCUUGUUAUCUGUUCCGAGACUGAGCGCUCUAACCACACGUGGGUAUGUUUCUGGGUCUCCCCUCGAACACUGCCGGAAUCUACAGCUUUGUCCAGUGGCCACAACUAGUUUCGUAAUGUUUUACCAUUUGUUGUUGCGUGCAUGCCAGCAUGUUACUUAUUUACUUUGGGAAGCCCCUGGGUGCCUUGUAUCCCUUGUUUCUGGUAUGCACGUAUAGGUCGUGGAGCCUCUGCGAAGUGGUUUAUCGCCCCAGUGUGUGUUUAAACCACCUAGCACGUUGACACACAUAGCUAAGUCCGCUUCGGAGAUACGGCCGGACUUCGAUACGGGUUCAACUUAGUUAGGUGGCUUCCUGGACAUUGUUGUCGUGAAGGAGAGUGCGAGUCGUUAUAUCCACCUGUCGCAAGUGGGUUGAUCGUGCGUGUGAGCACAUUUGGGCACCCCUGCAGGGUUAAAUCUUAUCGAUAAGCCGUGUCCGCGGUUAUGGACGACUUGGAGCUGUAUGAUUCGACCAUAGACAACUUGCACCUGUUAUUUCAAUACUAAUAACUUGCAUAGUAAGAUAGAACAACUUAAAUAAUAACUGGUUAAAACUUGACAACCGUGCGAGUGCCUUUGUAAGUACUUCCUUGCGAGGGGGGAACGCAUCGGCUGUGUUAUGUUUGCAGAGUAUAGAACUGUAGUUUAUGCGCUUUCUCACCUUCUCUGAUAGACGAAUGUUGUAGAGUGUCUCUAUAGGUUUUCUAGUGCUUGCGCGCUGCCGCUUAACCCCACCAUAUUGCCUAUGACGUUCCUCUUGCGUCCUCUAAGUCCCCUGCGUGCCUCAAGUACAAAGGAUGACUGGUUGACGAAUGCUUAUACGUCUUGAAGUCUUGUUAAGUACGAACCCGUACUUAUUGCUGCUUCUACGGGAUAUAACCGGGCAGGUAUGAAGACCAGUACGAUGAAGACGACGUUAGCAAGGUUACCCUUCCGGCUUGACCUGGGCAGGGUUAUGGACGCCAUCGUUUAUCUUUAGGACUCUUAGUCCAAUUUGUAUCUUGUCCGUACUCGGAUGUAUUUGAUCUUCUGUAGGAUUUGGAUCUUUGUAUGUACCUAUUUGUAUCUUGACUCGUUGGAGUCGUUGUUGUAAUAUAUAUAUGUCUCUUGUGGGCUCUA